CGAGUGAACUGCACCAACCAAAGGACUCGCAGAUCACAAAUAUGGAGUCUCGCCCAUAACAAACAGCAUGUUUGUAAACCCCUUACAGUUUCCUUUUAAUUACUCCGGAAUAUCUCUGUUGUUUCAGAUCUAAUGCUGACCAUUUAUCCUUGAAGAGUAACGCUGAUUGCUGAAGAAAGGGGCCAGGGACAUUGAUGGCAGAUACGGUCCAAAAGGAUUGCAAGCAGGAAAGUGAUGCUAUGGGUUUGCCUUCAGAACCUCAAUCCCAUAGACAACCCGCAGCUCCGCAUGCUGGACAGCUCAACAUAGAGGGGCCAAAGCACAGUGACAGUUCUUCACUCAUAGGAGGGUCCUGUUCAGCAGACUCUAAAGAAGCGGUGUCAGAAACCCAAAGGAACAAGAAGAUGGCUGAGGGCAAUACCUUGAUAGGGAAGCUCGCAGAGAACAGCAGGGGACAUUCUGGGGAGACCAAUAGAUCCACUGAUUCCCCUUCUGGCACCUCACCACAUCAACGAAACAAAGAGGAUGAUACUGCUUUAAAUGCAGGAGAAAGCCCCCUCUUGCUUCCUGUUGCAUCAAGCACUGAUGAAAAUGUUGCACCGGUCACCCCCACUGCAAAGAAAAAAGGCAGACCCAGAAAGAACCCUGUACCACAGAAGCUGCCCACACUGAGUGAAGAGAGGGCAGAGAACGGCGAGGCCCAAAAUCCACAGCCGCCAAAGGUCUAUAAGAAGAGAGGGAGGAAAUCAAAAGCUGAGGUGUUGGCGAUGCAGCUUGAACAGGGACUGCUGGGAACGCCAGAGCCAGUCACCAAGCAGCUAGAAGAGGAGAUCACUGAUGAACAAGAGAUGACCCUGGGAGGACGACCCAAGAGAAGAGCUGCUAAAGUAGCUAUGAAAUACCUCCACUCCCUUGCUGAAGAGAUGGGAUACUCCAACCAGACUCCCCAGGCACCAGAGAACACCGCCGCCAGCGAGGACGGUGAACCCAGUACACCAAUGAAAUGUGGGAGAGGGAGGAAGAGGAAGAGGAACACAGAUGAGGGCUCUGAUGAUGUGACCAGUGAUGUGGACUUUGUCCUUCCUGAUGGAGUGACGGUCAAUCAGGAAGAGGAGGAUGAUAACGAGGAUGCCUUAAAUGUGGAAUCUGAAUCUGACCUGGAAGAUAAGGGGAGUAAGAUAAGAGCUGCACCUGCUGCUAAUAAACCAAAAUUCUUGGGCAUGGCUGCCAAUGGCUUGCUGAACAACAUAAUGGGUCCUGUUUGGAAUUGUAUGCACAUGACAAAGGAGUAUCGAGAAAAAUGCUAUUCCCCAUGGGUGUUUCCUGAAUGGAUACCUUCGCUGAAGGACUGGAAGUUUCUGUCUGAGAGUGAAGCACUCAAUUAUUUACCCCAAGAAAAGAAAUCGCCACCCUUCAGGAUAAGGAGAGAGGGUUUUAGAGAUGAUAAUAUGCUGCAUCAUGUUGGCAGAUUUCAGUCCCUUUCCUCGCACUAUGAGCGGUGGGACUUGGCUUUCUUUGUUGGUGGUCCAGUGUGGUCAAUGGAGUGGUGCCCCUGCCCCGAAGGGUCAGCAUCCGCUCAGUACGCAGCCAUUUACUCUAACAAGGGGAUGGAUGACAGGCAUAAGAUGUCUGGUACGCACACAGAGCCAGCACUGUUGCAGAUCUGGAACAUAGGUGACCUGCAGCAUGUCAGUUGCCCAACAAACAAAGCCACCUUUGCAUACGGGGUUGCCUUGGAUUACGGCUGCAUAUGGAAUAUGAAGUGGUGUCCUAGUGGGACGUGGGAGCUGCCUUCAUCCAACAGAAAGAUUCCUCAGAUGCCCAGGCUUGGGCUCUUGGCUGCUUCCUUUUCAAACGGUAAAAUUGCUGUGUUCAGCCUUCCGCAUCCAGAAUCAUUGACUGCAUACAAGAAAUAUCAGAGUAAAGGAUCAGUAAGUCAACAAGCGCUGAUAUGCAAGGUACAAUGCACUGUUGUCCUGGAGGUGGGAUCGAUACAGGCCAACAGUAACUCCCAGUGUGGACAGUGCUUCUGUCUAGAUUGGAUACCGGUGGAAGACCACAAGUUUCUGGCAGCUGGCUUCUAUGAUGGUACGGUAGCCUUAUGGGACCUAACUACCAAAUCACUGCUGCAGCGUGUCUGUCAAACCAGUGGAUCUGUUACUCUAUACCCCUACCACAGCUUCGUAGCCCAUGACCAUGCUGUUCGUGUUAUCACCUGGUGCAAAGCCAGCAGUGAUUUUAUACUCACGGCUAGCGAGGACAGAAAGUUGAAGUUCUGGGAUCUCAGGAGGACUUAUGAGCCAGUCAAUGUCAUUAAACGCUACCUCAGUACAGAGGUGUCAUGGCAGCUGCAUUGGUGUGGAAUUUCUGUGGCACAGGAAAACUGCUACGUUGCGUUUGGGCUCAAUGGAAUCCAUUAUAUUGAUGCUGGAUACAUAGGAUAUAAACCAUAUUUUGUUGCCCCCAGGAGAGGAACGAGUAUAUCAGGCUCUGAUUGGCUCAAUACUUGUAUCACAGGAGAUAGCACUGGGGAUGUCAUAAUGAUGUUGCUUGCUGACAUGACAGCCAACCCGAACAACAUCAAGCGACCAAGUGACCACAGAUUUCAGCCUGUUUACAGAACCCAGCUUGUUCAGUUGGAUGCUGCUGCUAGUAGGCCUUUCGAUGCAGAGGGAAGCACUGAGACAACUGACAGAAACCCUGUUUGUGAACCGCGGUCAUACAGCGAGGCAAUGAAGAAGUUCUACCUCCUAUUCGAAGAUACCGAUCUGAGGUCAUUUAAAAACGCCGCUAAGCGAGAGUCAAUGAAACAAAUGUAUGCCACAGAAGCAAAGGGUUCACUGUCUCCUGAUAGGAUGCCUCUCGACUCCAUACACAAGGUCCGGUUCAAUCCCAAUCUUGAUGCUCAUGGCUGGCUACUGUCAGGUGGGCAGUCGGGCAUAGUCCGAGCACACAGCCUCCGAGGAUUGAACAGCCCCAUCACCAGCAAGCUCAUCAGGGAGAGCCAGGCUCAGUUCAAUGCCAUGUACCAGCCUCAAGGAGCUACAGCCAAUGAGGCAAUCAUGAAAACUGUCACCCACAGUAUGGAAACCAUUGUAGAGGUGCUGUGAGAGGAGUUGAAGGAAGGGCUGUAGAUGCACAUGGUCCCUCCUUUACCACCACCCCAGGGUCAUAAAAAUAACGACUGUUCAACUUCCACAAUUUAAUAAUUGUAGGUAUUACUAAUGGUGGUCAAUUGAAAUCUAUCCAUAAUGAAAUCUUCCCCAAGAUAUUUAAAUAAUUUAGCCCCCCCCCCC
Messenger RNA from Polyodon spathula (Mississippi paddlefish), 3296 nucleotides. Its product is annotated as general transcription factor 3C polypeptide 2-like. Gene Ontology annotation, biological process: transcription by RNA polymerase III. Gene Ontology annotation, cellular component: transcription factor TFIIIC complex. Bases 195 to 3110 code for a protein of 971 amino acids. Gene Ontology annotation, molecular function: protein binding. The transcript has 19 exons. The record is from RefSeq and is a predicted model, not a curated record. NCBI's taxonomy places the organism in Eukaryota, Metazoa, Chordata, Actinopteri, Acipenseriformes, Polyodontidae.